AUGAUCUGGUACCUUCUAUAUCCACUGCGUGGCACAUCCGAGCCCUGGCACCCCUCGCCCGCGCAUCCGAUCCGCCGCGCCUUCAAGACCUAUGGCACUGCAACAGCACAACACUGGCUCCUGUCGAUAAUCGUCACCGUAAUCGUCUCGGUAUUGCUCUGCUAUCCGGCUAUCUUCCAGACCGACAGCCCCGCAGCGACCGGCCUGCGCAACCUCCCGAAACAUGUAUGGACAUCCACCACCGAGGUGGACGGCGAGCGAGCCGCCGACAUCGAGGCGCGCCAGGUCUGGAUCCAUGGCGAUUAUAUGAACGCAAUUGACCGGCGCGUCUUGCGGGAAGCCUUGCACGUGCAAGAAGCCCUCAUCGGCGACGGUUUUGACGAUGUGCUCGGGAUAACGCCAGACAGUCAAUUGGUGAAGAUGCGCAACGAGGAACAUUGCGGUGCAACUAAGCCUGGCCAGAAAUGGGGGUUCCACUCACCAUUGAUGUACUGGAAUUGCUCAAGUAGACUUCUGGAAGAGGAUCGCGAUUUCCUUGCCACCAUCAACUCCCACGUGGGCCUACAAUCAGAGCUCAACAUCACAUUGCGACCAAGCACCGUCUUCGCAGGCAAGGCUUUUGCUAAGACAAAGCUACGUUCCGCCGAUGCCAUUGUGAUCACACUGUUUGACCAGACGAUCCCAGGUCUUGGAGAUGCUUGGGACAGAAGGUCGCAGCUGCUCGCGCAAAACCUCGCGCCUGACUGGUCGAUAUUCCCGCACGAUGGCCAAGUCACAAACAGUCGCCUGUACGAGUUCCGUUUCAAACCAAUGACAUUAAACGACGAUCUGUUUUUAGCAGCAUCAUAUAUGGUAACGGCUGGCUACGUGAUUAUGAGAAUGAUGCAACUGAGGGCUGUGAAGAGUUGGUUUGGCCUACUAAUCACCAUUGGCGCCAAAGUGAGAUUCUCUUCAAUCGAUACCAUACUCUGCUGA
Didymosphaeria variabile is the source of this 975-nucleotide messenger RNA. RefSeq lists its product as uncharacterized. The coding region runs from base 1 to 975 and encodes 324 amino acids. Gene Ontology annotation, biological process: SREBP signaling pathway. The transcript has 2 exons. Gene Ontology annotation, molecular function: sterol binding. Lineage: Eukaryota; Fungi; Ascomycota; Dothideomycetes; Pleosporales; Didymosphaeriaceae. Gene Ontology annotation, cellular component: endoplasmic reticulum membrane; Golgi membrane. The record is from RefSeq and is a predicted model, not a curated record.